Sebastes umbrosus (honeycomb rockfish) is the source of this 759-nucleotide messenger RNA. RefSeq names its product baculoviral IAP repeat containing 5a (gene birc5a). The record is from RefSeq and is a predicted model, not a curated record. Lineage: Eukaryota; Metazoa; Chordata; Actinopteri; Perciformes; Sebastidae. Bases 129 to 557 code for a protein of 142 amino acids. The transcript is spliced from 4 exons.
GUUGAAGUGAUCAGUCUCGGAGAUUUGAAAACAGACUCCUGUAGCUCCUCUCGCUCCUUCAGGUGGCUGGUAACUCACUAACUAGUUCAAGCUGAAGUCAUUGACGUUUAUUUCAACGUCGAAUAAAAAUGGAGCCGUUAAACGAAGAGGACAUCAAAAUGUACUUUUAUGAGAACAGACUGAAAACCUUCGCGGGCUGGCCUUUCGACGAAGACUGCUCGUGUACUCCGGAGAACAUGGCCAAAGCUGGCUUCAUUCACACCCCUUCAGAUAACAGCCCAGACAUCGCCAUGUGUUUCUUCUGCCUCAAAGAGCUGGAGGGCUGGGAGCCGGAGGAUGACCCACAAAAGGAGCACGCAUCUCAUUCAUCAUCCUGCCAAUUCAUCGCCCUGAAGAAGAAAGUAGAAGAGCUGACUGUGGAGGAAUUCUUAAAACUACAGAAGGAGAGGCACAAGUUCAUCAUUAACAAAUCCUGUAACGAGGCUAUCACCAAGUUCGAAGACGCAGCCAAACUGAGAAGAGCAGAUAUCAUCAAGACAGCUAUGGGUGAAGAGUGACACGAUAAUAGAUGCAGAUGAAUGAGAUGGGGGCGGUGUUUGAGAGGUUUAUUGUAGCUGGCUGACUGGUUUUCUCACUGAACAUAUUUCUGUGUUUCCUUCAUGUCUUCUUUGUGACACCGUUUAUCUGUCACCUUUUAAUGUUUUCUCUUGUCAUGUUAUCUGUUUUUAUUCUUUUAUUAAAUAUAUUCUUUCUAUUUAC